This is a messenger RNA of Schizosaccharomyces japonicus yFS275, 1485 nucleotides long. Its product is annotated as GFO/IDH/MocA family oxidoreductase. The coding region runs from base 127 to 1239 and encodes 370 amino acids. The record is from RefSeq and is a predicted model, not a curated record. Gene Ontology annotation, molecular function: nucleotide binding. Lineage: Eukaryota; Fungi; Ascomycota; Schizosaccharomycetes; Schizosaccharomycetales; Schizosaccharomycetaceae. The transcript has a single exon.
UUUGUCAAACGAAGCGGAUGAAGACUCUCACUUAAGGAAACACCUACAUACCGAUUACUAGUUACCAACAGCGCAUUAAAACUUCUUUAAUUAAGCAAAGGAAGGUAUCCAUUUUCACGUUAUUUUAUGGCACGUAUAAAAGUAGCUGUUCUUGGCACAGGCGUCUCUGCCUCCAUUUUUCAUUUUCCAUACUUAGAAGCCCUUCCAAAGCAAUAUGAGCUUUAUGCUUGUUGGGAAAGACGGGCAACAGAAACGUACUCAAAAGCGAAGGAGAAGUAUCCAAACAUAAAAGUCUUCACAAACGUCGAUGAACUUUUGGCUGACACUGCUAUUGAGCUCGUUGUGGUUUCCCUUCCGCCUGCUUGUCAUGAGGAAAUUGUUACAAAGGCUUUAAACGCCCAUAAACACGUUGUUUGUGAAAAACCGUUUACAGAAACUGUUGAGGAAGCCAAGAAGUUGUUUGAACUAGCCGACAAAGUGGACCGGCUUUUGUGUGUCUAUCAAAACCGUCGAUGGGAUGGCGAUUAUAUGACGGUCAAGAAUCUUAUCGAGUCAGGAAGAUUGGGACAAAUUGUUGAAUUCGAAUCUCAUUUUGACCGAUACUCAGUUUCCCUUGGAUCAAAGAAAAGUUGGAAAGGAGAACUGGGUUAUGCCAAUGGUUUACUGUAUGGCAUUGGUUCUCAUCUUAUCGACCAAGCGAUUGCUCUUUUUGGUGAACCCGUAGGCGUCACUGCUAAAGUAAUGAAUCAAAGGCAGUUUCCGCCUUUGGGUUUGGACGAUUAUUAUUACAUUGUCCUGCACUACUCAGCCGAUAAUGAACAACUCCCAACAGAAGUAAUUCUCAGAUCAACAUUUGUCGCCCCUGGCUACACUCCAAGGUUUAUUGUGCGAGGAACGAAGGGUACAUUUGUCAAGGAAGGCUUCGACCCUCAGGAAAAACAGAUUGCCAAGGGUAUGAAACCUGACGACCCAGCAUACGGAAAAGACCAUCCGGACAAUUAUGGAUCUUUAUGGUAUACAGACGAUGUAGUUGAACCUGAUAUUAUCAAAGAGACUGUUCCAACAACUAUUGGUGACUAUCGUUUCUUUUACAGACAAAUUGCCAAAUGUAUCGAGAACAACGACAGAAGUUUGACACCUGUCCCACCUCAACACACGCUCUCUGUCCAGCGGGUCAUUAGUGCCAGUAUUCAAGGUUCAGCCAGUGGAGAAUCUGUAACGUUUGAUACGCACCUUUGAACAUGUAAAAGUACGCUAAACUUGUCAAUAUAAAAUGAACGAAGGGGAAGAAAAGUAUCGUUUUGUGUUCGCUAACAUUGAAUGCACUAAUUUUGCACGGAAUCGCUCCUCAAGACCAUUUAUAAGCAGCUAUUAACUUCAGAUGAAUCAUGCAGUUCAUAGUUGUUACAAAUAAAACGCAAUGUCAUUAAACUUUAAGUAGUUGGAACGAGAGUCAUUCAGAAUCAGAGUGGAUCCUAAACGGAA